Dunckerocampus dactyliophorus (ringed pipefish) is the source of this 4019-nucleotide messenger RNA. It is a transcript of the gene ttc7b, whose product is annotated as tetratricopeptide repeat domain 7B. The record is from RefSeq and is a predicted model, not a curated record. Gene Ontology annotation, cellular component: plasma membrane. Gene Ontology annotation, molecular function: protein binding. NCBI's taxonomy places the organism in Eukaryota, Metazoa, Chordata, Actinopteri, Syngnathiformes, Syngnathidae. Gene Ontology annotation, biological process: phosphatidylinositol phosphate biosynthetic process; protein localization to plasma membrane. Bases 175 to 3066 code for a protein of 963 amino acids. The transcript has 23 exons.
GUCGCAGUGCCAACCACAGAGCCUCUACUGUAAAAUCGUUGUAGUUGUAGUUGUUGCAGUUGCAUUACAUUGAAAGAGACAACCGGAAGCUUUGCUGCGUGCGUACAGGAGUUUGACGCCUCAUCCAGAGAGAGGCUCUGGUGGUUUUGGUCCAAGCCGACCCUACUGAGCAAUAUGACCGCUAAGAAGUCUGGCUCACGACUGGAAACCGAGAUAGAGCGGUGCCGUUCAGAAGGACAAUGGGAUAAAAUACCGGAGUUAGUUCGGCAACUCUCGGCUAAACUGAUAUCAAAUGACGACUUAGGGGAGCUGUUGCUGGGGGAAUGUAAGCUUCAGACGUACUUGAAGGAGAAUCCAAUCAAACAGGGUUCCAGCCCUAGGGGCCCACGACCAAAACUGGUAGAGGUCAGGAAGCACCUCACUGCUGCUCUGGACAGAGGAAACCUCAAGGCACAUUACCUCCAGGAGGCGAGUCUUCUCAUGGCCAAGCUCAGCUAUGUGGAGGCAGAAUACAGAGAUGCUUUAGGUCAGUACAACAGGGUGAAUCUGGAUGACAUGCAGCUGGCUGGGGCUCCAGUGUACAGGCUCUCCAUGAUAGCAGAGGCCUAUGCCACUAAAGGCUUGUGCCUCGAGAAAGUCCCAGCCGCCUCUCCAUUGCUGUCCAACCAGAAUGCCGGGUCUCCCUCCAGCAAUAGGAGCAGACCUGAGCGAGAGCAGGAAAUCAUCACCUGUUAUGAAAAAUCUGGAGAUAUUGCUCUACUCUACCUGCAGGAGGCUGAAAAGGCAUUGUCAGCUGGAAUUCAGAACCGCAGCCCAAAGCCUGGCCCAGCUUCCCAGGAGCAGGAACUGGGUUACUUCCUUGAGACAGGCCUGCAGAGGGCUCAUGUCAUUCACUUCAAGAAUGGAAAUCUGACACAUGGUGUUGGACGAUUUCGAGAAAUUCUUCGCGCUGUUGAGACCAGGACAACGCAGAACUUGCGAAUGACCAUAGCAAGACAGCUUGCAGAGAUCUUGCUCCGAGGAAUGUGUGAACAGAGUUACUGGUCUCCGGUGGAAGACCCGCCAACCGUGUCGCCGCUGGACGAUCCCACGCGGCAAGGACACAUCCAAAGCAAGAAGUACAGCUUAAGCCGACGCCCACGGGUGUACUCAGGAGAGAAUCUGUUUUGCCCUCAGGAGAACACAGAGGAAGCGUUAUUGCUGCUCCUCAUCAGUGAGUCCAUGGCUAAUCGCGAUGCUGUCCUGAGCAGGAUCCCUGAACACAAUAAUGAUCGAAUCAUCAGUUUACAGUCCGCCUCUGUGGUGUAUGACCUGCUUACAAUAGCACUUGGCAGGAGGGGACAGUAUGAGAUGCUAUCUGAGUGUUUGGAGCGAGCCAUGAAAUUUGCCUUUGAGGAGUUCCAUUUGUGGUACCAACUCGCCCUGUCUUUAAUGGCUGCUGGAAAAUCCGCUCGUGCUGUUAAAGUUCUAAAGGAGUGUAUUCGUCUAAAGCCUGAUGACCCCACCAUCCCACUGCUGGCUGUCAAACUGUGCAUCGGACCCCUGCACUGGUUGGAUGAGAGUGAGUGCUUUGCCAAGAUGGUGAUUGACAUGGGGGAGAAGGCAGCGGAGUUCAGAGCCAAGGGCUAUUUGGCCAUUGGAUUGGUUUAUAGCCUGAAAGCCACUGAUGCAUCACUGCGAAGCACACAAGAAGAAUAUCAGAGGAAAGCUUUGGGAGCCUUUCAGAGAGCACAAAGUCUGUCUCCAACGGACCAUUUAGCAGCCUUCUACCUUGCACUGCAGCUCGCUGUGUCCAGACAGAUUCCCGAGGCGUUGGGCUACGUUCGACAGGCAUUACAGCUUCAAGGGGAUGACGUUCACUCCCUCCACCUACUGGCCCUGCUGCUGUCAGCACAGAAACACUACCAUGAUGCUCUCAAUAUUAUAGAGAUGGCCCUUUCUGAAUAUCCUGAGAACUUCAACUUGCUAUAUACCAAGGUGAAGUUGGAGAGCAUGUGCAGAGGACCAGAGGAAUCUUUGCUCACCUGUAAACACAUGUUGCAGAUCUGGAAGAGCUUUUACAACCUUACAAACCCCAGUGAUUCAGGGCGAGGCAGCAGUUUGUUGGAUAGAACUGUAGCGGACCGACGACAGCUCAACGCCAUGACUCUGCCAGACUUCAGUGACCCAGAAACCGCCUCAGGUUCUUCCUCUUCUCAUACUGGGUCUGAACCAGUGUCCCCCACCUCCCCCUCCUCCAUAUCCACGCUGUCCUCCCCGCUCUCCUCCCCGUCCUCUCCCGUUUUCAUUCCUCAGCCUUCUCCUCCCUCCAAAAAGUCUUCUUUCUUGCCCCCUGCUCCUCCUCCACCUGCACCUCCUCCUCCCCUGAUGACCACCAAAGCAAGGCCUCACUCCAUUUGCAACCACGUCCCUGUUCGCCAACUCUCCUCCAACUCCAACGUGCCACUAGGCGGCCUUCAGGACGCUAACACUCUUGGUUUUUCUUCCAUGUUUUCUGUUUGUUCUGUACAUGCUACAUCAAUAGCAGCCAGUCGCGUGGAGCAGGCUCUGUCGGAGGUGGCGUCUUCCCUGCAGAGCAGUGCACCCAAGCACGGACCCCUGCACCCCUGGAUGACACUGGCCCAGAUUUGGCUGCAUGCAGCUGAGGUUUACACUGGCAUGUCGAAGCCUGCUGAGGCGUCGGCCUGCACACAAGAAGCCGCCAACCUCUUCCCCACGUCCCACAAUGUGCUGUUCAUGAGGGGCCAGAUAGCGGAGCUCCGGGGUAGCAUUGAUGAGGCAAAACGCUGGUACGAAGAAGCCCUGUCCAUCAACCCGACGCACGUCAAAACCAUGCAGAGAUUGGGUCUCAUUCUCCAUCAGCUGCAGCGCUACAGUUUGUCAGAAAAAGUGCUGAGGGACGCUGUGCAGGUCAACAGUACGGCUCAUGACGUGUGGAACAGUCUCGGCGAGGUGUUGCAGGCUCAAGGGAACGCCGCUGCCGCCACUGAGUGUUUCCUCACUGCUUUGGAGCUGGAGGCCAGCAGCCCCAUCCUGCCCUUCACCAUCAUUCCAAGAGCACUAUAAGUACUGCAGAAGUACAUAAACAGCAUGUCUGCAUGCCACGAGCUGCACAACACUGGUGCAUGCUCAGACACACACACACACACUUUGGACAGAUGUUUUUGUAUAUGCUUGUGUAUAUAUAAAUAUAUAUAUAUAAAUAUAUAGAUGUGUGUGUGGUUUUCUUGUGAUGCAAUUGGAGUUCCAACUUCCUCCACGAAGAGUUUACAGAAGCCCUGGGAGGAAGCAGUGUACAACAAAUGUAGCUAAACCCCGACGCCAAACUACUCCUCUGAUUGCCAAAAUACGCACUUCUAUCUGCACACACCCACUUUCCUGUGUGCAGGUUGAAAUUGAAGUGCGUUGAAUGCGUAUGUACAAGUUCCUGUUACGUAACCACACGGCCACGUCUCGUAUUAUUGAAAUGUUCCUUGUGUGUUUUGGUAUUGUGGUUCCCGGGCUGACUCGACAAACCGGUUUGAGCAAAAGAGCAGCCAUGCUACACGUGAACUCACCUUAGGUUCAUAUCCCCAGCUGGAUGCAAAAGCAGUAUUUUGUCGCGCAAAGUCGUGUAAUGAAGCAUAUUUGCCAGAAAUAGCCCUUCGAUUAGAAUGGAGUUGAAUUGAAAGCAAGGCUAAUUGCUGUGUUUUAGGUGUGGUGGAUGUUAAUUCGUCUACAAACCACCAAAAAAUAGGUUAUUUCUUCAAACACAGCUCCGGUUCAGAUGUUUAAUGCUUGUAUGUUCAUUGGAUUGUGUCAUGUGCUUACAAGAGAUGAUAUGUGCUUUCCUUUAUGCUGUAAAUGACUGAACUGAGGAUGAUAAUAAAAGUACCGUACAUUCAUGUUACCAGCAUGGUGGUGUGGGUGUGUGUUUGUGUGUUUGUGUGUGUCCUCUUGUGUGUUAUUUAUCCUUUGUGUCCUGGAGAUUCAAUGAAACACAACACAGCUCCCCCAUCAGCAAGAAUAAUGAUAUCUCC